Molecule: messenger RNA, 1412 nt
Organism: Triticum dicoccoides
Lineage: Eukaryota; Viridiplantae; Streptophyta; Magnoliopsida; Poales; Poaceae
Product: L-2-hydroxyglutarate dehydrogenase, mitochondrial-like
Exons: 6
Coding region: 16-1299 (427 amino acids)
Molecular function (GO): (S)-2-hydroxyglutarate dehydrogenase activity
Source: RefSeq, a predicted model, not a curated record
ACCGGGGCGACCGUGAUGCUUCCGCUGCGGCGCUUGUCGCGGGCCUGCCGCCGGCGAGGUCUCGCCCAGUUCGCCGCCGGAAUCCCCCGGGAGGCGGCGGACGCGGUCGUGGUGGGCGCCGGCGCGGUCGGCCUCGCGGUGGCGCGCGCGCUGGCCAUGGCCGGGCGCGAGGUGGUGGUGGUCGAGGCGGCCUCCAGCUUCGGCACCGGCACCAGCUCCCGCAACAGCGAGGUCAUCCACGCCGGCAUCUACUACCCUCCCCGCAGCCUCAAGGCUAAUCUUUGUGUAAGAGGAAGGGAAAUGCUCUACAAGUACUGCGCAGAACGAGCAAUCCCCCAUGAACGGCUCGGUAAACUUAUCGUUGCUACUGGUGUUGCAGAGACUGCAAAGCUGGACAUGCUCCUCAAGAGUGCUAAAGACAAUGGGGUGGAUGAUCUUCAGAUGAUGGAAGGUUCUCAGGCCAUGGAGAUGGAACCUGAACUUCGUUGUUUGAAAGCUUUGCUAUCACCUAGUACUGGGAUUGUUGACUCACAUUCAUUCAUGCUCUCCCUUUUGGCUGAUGCUGAAAACCUAGGCGCAACCACAUCAUAUAACACAGCAGUCAUUAGUGGGCGUGUUGGAGAUGGAGGGCUCGAGCUUCAUAUUUCUGAAAGCAAAGAGCUGGAGAACCAUUCUAUAGGCUCUCCUGUACUCCCACAGAUUGUUUUGCUUCCAAAACUUCUGAUAAAUGCAGCAGGUUUGAGUGCAAUUCCACUUGCCAAAAGACUUGAUGGCCUUGACCAAGCAUUUGUGCCCCCGGCUUACUAUGCCCGUGGAUGUUACUUCACCCUCUCACAAACCAAGAGUCCUUUCAGCCACUUAAUAUACCCUCUACCAGAGGAUGGUGGCAUAGGGGUCCAUGUCACACUAGACUUAAAUGGCCUUGUUAAAUUUGGACCAGAUGUUGAAUGGUUAGAUGGUAAAAUGGAUGACAUGUCAUGUUUCCUGAAUAGAUUUGAUUACUCGGUGAACCCCACCCGAUGUUCUGGAUUUUACUCUGUGAUAAGGAAGUACUUUCCAAAUCUCAAGGAUGGUUCUUUGGAGCCUGGUUAUUCUGGGAUCCGACCAAAGCUUUCUGGCCUGGGACAGCGCCCUUCGGAUUUUGUUAUUCAGGGGGAGGAAGUCCACGGUAUUCCUGGGCUGGUUAACUUGUUUGGUAUAGAAUCCCCUGGUUUGACAUCAAGCUUGGCAAUUGCAGAACACAUUGUUUCAAGGUCUACAGCAAGGGGACGACGCCAGGGAGCUGCGCACAGGAGCUGAGAUGAUCAGGGCUAGCACGAUGCAGCUGAUGAAGAUGUGUGGUGCUGUCAAGCAACCGAUCCAAGGUGCCUGAUGCUUCAGAGAUGCUCUGACUGAAGAGAUGGCUGGCACGU